AUCCAACCUUUAAGAUAGGUGAAUUCUAAAUAUAAAAUUUGAUCCCUUAAGCAUGGAUUUUAAUUGUGAUUUCGAAAUGUUAUUAAAUGUCAGUGUGCUUCGGAAGACACCAAUGCAAUAAUUUCUGGUCUGACACUGUUGUUGGUAUGACUCAGCAAAUAGAUUUUAUUUGAAAUGAAAACGCCCCCUGACAUUCGAUGACAUGAAAUUAUACUUCCUUUACUCCUCCACUGCUUCCUUUUCUGUAAAUGUCGACACAAUGGGUUGUUCAAAUGUUAAUCAUUGAAAAACAAACAAUUAGAAAGACAUAAGUAAUGCAAGUUCCAACGAGAGAGGCGAGAGGAUGGCGAGCGCGGAUCCGGGUCCCGGAAGAACAUUCUGUUUUGAAAAAAGAUCAAAAGAAACAUAUAUGGCGACGAAUCGAAUGUGACAAAGUUAUUGUCGUCGGCAGCAAUGAAUUUCCAGUUAACAGCACUGUCCUAGGUACUCAAAGCAGCUUCUUUGAAAGUAUUUUCGCCAAGAGCAAAGCAACUUUGGUUUCUUUGAACCACCCCCAAAUUAAUCCAAAUGGGUUCACACUCUGGCUCGAGGAAAUAAACUCACCAGGAUCGGUUGAAUUUACGACUAAAAAUAUAAUAGACGUUUGGAAAGUUGCUUAUACUACACGGAGUCAAUGGGUUCUACGUCGUUGCAAAACUACUGUUGCCGAUUUACUGCGCUCUUCAGCAAAUGACCCAUCAAUGAAAGAGUUUGGUAUUAUGGUAUAUAGUUGUGCGUGUUUGUUUAGUGACACAAACUUAGAGAAUCGUACAAGAGAAUUUAUCACUGAUAAUAUUGCUGAAGCUCUCUAUAACAAUGAGUUCCAAAAAGCAGUCGAUGCUACAAAGUUGCUAGAGAUUCUGAAAAUGCCCCACCUGACGGUGACGUCUGAAGAGAAGUUGUUUUUGGCCAUCAUGACUUGGGUCAAUUUUGAUUUGUCUGCAAGAAAAACUUUUCUAGCCGACAUGUUGAAGUGCCUAUACCUCCAUGUCAUUCCUGCAGCGAUUCUGAAAAACGCCCUGUACAAGGAUGAAUUCAUGAAGAAUGAGGAAUGUCUUAAUGUGUACAUGGAUGCAAUACACUGUCAUGCCAUAGAAGAGAUGAAAGCAACCCGUCCACGGAGACCAAGAUACCAAAGGUACUCCACGGCGGAGAACAGGUUUUUAGUAACUUUCAAAUGCGAAUCGCCGAUGUACUACGAGCAAGAGGAAGACAAGUGGCACUGUUUGCCUAUGGUUGAAGACCCACCAGGACAGAUUAUAAAAUGCACCAGCACACUCAGUACAAUAACAUCUCUUGUUAAAUACACUAACCCCCUCGACUCUUCGAAUCGCUAUGAAAUCUGGGAGUAUUCUUGUCAACAAGAUGAAUGGAGGAAGCUGUAUAAUACACCCUGGUCGUCUGUCCCUGAUGAUUUGGUAUGUCUUCAAGGGACCCUGUAUCUGAUGGAGAACAGGAGAAUGUGGAAAAGAGGGGUAGGUAAUUGGAUGGAAUGCGUGAGGUGUACUCAUAACUGUACUAUGUCUUCAUCUUCCGGAAAGUACAUAAUUCGAUUUGGUAGAAGUAACUCCAAGAAGACGAUCUAUUGUAGUUGUUACGACGUCACGAAGAUGGAGUACGUCCGAAUUGGAUAUCAGAUGGCAAAACAACCGAUUAUUGUUCAAAGGGGAGGGCUACAGUCAGUAAUGAUGAUUGAUGGCAGCGGUAUAUACGACUGGUAUAAAUGGAUUAAAUAUUGUAUCAAGAACGGUGAAAGUAUGGACUCGGAAUCAAGCGCAGACUUUCUGAUACCACAGGAAACACAAGAUGGGAUCUCUCUUCCGCAGUCAAGCGGAGCAAUUUUAAUAAAGGAUAAACUCCAUCUUGCUGUGGGACAAACAUUGUUUUUGCUAAAUACAGUUUAUUAUAACAAAAGUAAUGUUUGUAAAAAUAUAAAUUAUAUCAAAGACAAAGUUUCAAUUUUACCUGGGGACAAAAAUAUUGCUUUGGUUUCUCUUCCACGAAGUGCUUUCAUGAAGUAGAAUUUUUUGUUUGUGUAUUGCAAAUCCGCAAAGCUCACAAAAUAAAUGAAAUGUAGAAAAUAUUAAAUCACCUCCUGAUUUGAUUUGUUGAUUAAGAAACUGAUUAUAUUGAUUGAUUAAACACAUAAUGCUAAACAUUCAUUGUAAAAUGAAGACUUUAGACUUACAUUUGACGAGCUAUAUGAACUCGUUCAUUUCAUUUUAUUUUGUUUAUUUGUCUCAUUAAUAUAAAUAUACAAAUAAAAGCAAAGUUAAUGUAAUUUCAAAAUGCAAGCAUAUAAUAAUAAAGGUUUACAGUAUAUCAUUUUUAUAAAUGCGUGAAUUUUAAAGGGUUUUUUUUUUUGGAUCUUAAAAUUAUUGUGUUACUAUGUUUUACUUAACAUAUUUAUAAUUGAACAUAGGUCCAAAACACACCCUUAUUCAUUAUUCUCCGUCUAUAUUGUAAAUGUUUUUAAAGUUUUCGAAACAUUCUAGGCCUACGUCACAUAUACUUCCUUUAUUAAUUUUCGGUAAUUUCCUUUUCUGUGAAUUCGUCAAAUGGGUUUUUCCAAUAUUAGUCAUUGAAGAACGAACGAUUGGAUUUUAAGGUAUGUAAUGUACAUUACUUAUUGUAUGCAUUUAUUGAAAUACUUGUAAAAACUAACGAUGAGAUCCUAUAUAUACUAUACACAAUUGUAAUGAUCCAGUAAUAUUUUCUCAAUAUUUUUAAUCACUUAAUUAAGUACUACUAAUACCAGCAUCACUUGAGCUGCUGUGUUUGCGAACUAAUAAGACCAUUACUGGGGAUUUCAAAGUGCCUACAAAUAGAGCGGAAAUUCUGGCUCCUCUAAUUUGCCGAUUUUGUUAAAUUCAUGAAUAUUUUAUAAUUUCACUGUUCCCGGCCCUGUUUAUACAAUUGGAUUUUUUUUUUUUUUUGGCUGUUCAUUUUUUUUUUCUGUAAAUUACCUCAAGUUUUUCUGUAAAAUA
Molecule: messenger RNA, 3026 nt
Organism: Anneissia japonica
Lineage: Eukaryota; Metazoa; Echinodermata; Crinoidea; Comatulida; Comatulidae
Product: kelch-like protein 2
Exons: 5
Coding region: 315-2060 (581 amino acids)
Molecular function (GO): protein binding
Source: RefSeq, a predicted model, not a curated record